This is a messenger RNA of Heterocephalus glaber (naked mole-rat), 5133 nucleotides long. RefSeq names its product WT1 associated protein (gene Wtap). Gene Ontology annotation, biological process: mRNA modification; regulation of alternative mRNA splicing, via spliceosome. Gene Ontology annotation, cellular component: nucleus. The record is from RefSeq and is a predicted model, not a curated record. Lineage: Eukaryota; Metazoa; Chordata; Mammalia; Rodentia; Bathyergidae.
CCUCAGCGCCAUUUUGUGGCAGCGAGACCUGCAAAUAAAGGGGAGCGACGGGGUUCGACGGAAGGAGCGUGGCGGGGCCAGCGGUUGGGGUGCAGCCUCAGCCUGGGUGACUGGCGGCGCCCGCGCGGCUGGGGUCUGCAGAGGAUUCAAGAUGACCAACGAAGAACCUCUUCCCAAAAAGGUUCGACUGAGUGAAACAGACUUCAAAGUUAUGGCGCGAGAUGAGUUAAUUCUGAGAUGGAAGCAAUAUGAAGCCUAUGUUCAAGCUUUGGAGGGCAAGUACACAGAUCUUAACUCAAAUGAUGUAACUGGCUUACGGGAAUCUGAAGAAAAGCUAAAGCAGCAACAGCAAGAGUCUGCACGUAGGGAAAACAUCCUUGUAAUGCGACUAGCAACCAAGGAACAAGAGAUGCAAGAGUGUACUACUCAAAUCCAGUACCUCAAGCAAGUCCAGCAGCCGAGUGUUGCCCAACUGAGAUCAACAAUGGUAGACCCAGCGAUCAACUUGUUUUUCCUAAAAAUGAAAGGUGAACUGGAACAGACUAAAGACAAACUGGAACAAGCCCAAAAUGAACUGAGUGCCUGGAAGUUUACGCCUGAUAGAGGCCUGAUGCCAUCGGACUAUUCCGAAGAAGAGGCCACCUUCGAAAAAUUCCCCUUCUAGAACAUGUAGACACUUGAGAAAUGUUUCUGUUUGAAGAAAAUAGAGGGAGAAACAGAAGUCUUUAGUCUGUGGCACACUGUGUCUUCAGACAGUUUGGAGGAUUGAAAACCUAGAGAUUUCAAAUCAUGAAUUGAACAUGUAAAAUUCCAGUUAAAUGUAAAAACGGAAUAUGCAUCGCUCUUAACCUUGAGCAUAGUGACUUAGAGACACUGUAUAUCAGUUUUGCCAAUAAGACUGUGGACUUCGUGAUUGUUGUUGAACUUCUGGGUCAAAACUCAAAUGAGGUGAAUUUUGCCUUUAAAGGGUUUAUUUGCUAAGAACCAACUUGAAUAGUCACAAAAGAAAUAAUAGAUGUUGGUAAAGUAAUACAUAUAUUUAACCAUUUAGCCUUAGGGCUCUAUAUUACUUAAUAGAGCCUAAAUUAAUAUCGUUUUAAUCAAUGGUUUGUUCUUUGAAUGGUUUCAAAAACUGUAGAUAAUCUUAACCAAGGACUGUACAAACAUGAAGGAGUGGUAUCAGAUUUCAGGCUUAAACUGUUGAAAGCAUUAUAAACAUUCAUUUCACAACUAGAUUGUAUAAGGAUAUUGGCUGUGAUGAGACUCACUGCAUAAUUUUUUUUCAGUAGUGAACUUUAUGAAACCCUCAUCUCAUUCAACAGGCACAUGUUAAAAGAGCGUUGUCUUUGGUGUUAAUGGGGGAAUGUGUUCCUUCAUUGUAUUUGGGCCUUUUGUGUUAACACUUCUGAUAUUAAAUUAAAUGUGCCUUGAAAUAGUUGUUUUUUUUUUUUAAGUUUAAGGAAUACUAUGAUGAUUUUGUUGUACUCUUUAACAUUUUAAUUUGGGGGGGUGCUGUGGAGAGAGAUUCAUUUUGGAAAAUUGGUUGUGCUCUUCAAAGUGAAGGAGAAGUGUCUCAUUUUUAAAAGACCUACUUUAUUCCGGCUGGUACAUAAAAAACAAGGAGACUUGACACUCGUUACGUUUUGACACUUUGUCCCAGGAUAUUGCAAUAGCAUGUGGGACAGUCUCACAAGGUGCCUGCCAGAAGAUUGGGGAAAUAAUGUGUUGGAACUGUGGGCUCCCUAAGUGAGACAUUUUUAUGAAUUGGGAAAAAAACAAGGUAUAGUGACCAUUUCUAGCAAAUUCAUUUGAUCAUUUAGAUAAAUGAGGCAUUUUCUUCAUGCUUCCAUCCAGUCCUGGAGGUGAAUUUUUUUCGUCAGAUCAUUCUAUAAGUCACCAAUUUGAAUUUUUGCUUGGUGAUAAUGAAGUCUAAGAUGAGUGCAAGAUAAAUGUUCCAGCUUGUCUCAACGUUUAAGUGCAUUUUUAACAAGGUUGACUUAAGUUCUCUCUUAAUCAUUCAAAUCAAUUGUAAGUAUCUUGUAUGUUUGUGCUUAGGGAACUGAUUGUGGGAGAGGGUGGGUUGAAGAAGCGAUUUAUGUGACUUCAAGAAAUACGUCUCUAAAAUUCUCACUAUUUGUGAGGUUUGGAGGGUAAGUAAGCACAUGUGUUUGAAAUUAGCUUAUGCCCAUAUUAAGUGUUUUGUAUUUAUUUCAUGCCUUUUAAAACCAUAGUAGCAAAGGCUUAAAUAUAUUUUUAACAGGUAAAGUAAUUCAUAAAAUGCAUCAUUAACUUAGAGUCAAAUUUAGCCAUUUAGGUGCCAGUCAACUUAGAGGUCCAUGGUCUUUUAUUCUUGUUAUUGUUAAGCUUUUCUCCUAAGAUAAUGUUCACGUAUAAAAUUGAAACACCAGAGAAAAGUGGAUAUGAGAGAUGAGUGUCACUCCUGGAUGUGGUCUCUACCUACCUUCCACAUUCUCCUCUCCAGGAGCAGUAACUGGUGUUAAAUUUCUUGGGUAUCAAGAUCAUUUGUGUAUAUACAUAUAUAUAUAAUCAUUUUAUGUAUGUUAAUAAACAUGUUACACUGUUCAUACAGAUAACUUGCAGCUUGUCCUCCACCCACCUUGGAGCAUUUUUUAGUACAUCUACAGUACAUUUUAAAUUAUUACAUAGAAUCUGUUAAUCAUAAUUUAAUCAUCUACAAAUGGUUGUUUUGUAAAAUUAGGCUAUAUAUAAACCAGAGAACAUCAGGUACUAUAAAUAUAUCACUCAUUUGGAACAAGUAAUGUUCAGUCAGUAAUAUUCAAUGUGGAAUAAAUAAUUCAAAUAGAAGAUUUGGGGGGCUUACACUUCACUAUUAUUCUGGGAUUGUUUUGGGGGUUUUUUUGGCACUGGGGAUCAAACACAGUGCCACUGAGCUAAAUCUCAGCCCGUAUUUUUCUGUUUUGAAGGAGGAAAAUUCCCUAAAUUAUCUUGUCCAGUAGUUAAAAAUAUUUUAUGAUACAUUUUAGAGUUUUUACAGGGUGUGUUUCAGUAUUUCGGCAGUUUUCAGUUUGCAUUUAAUCAUUUAGGUAAUUUUAUGUAUCUCUUUAAAACAAUCUUGCUACCUUUACCAUGAUAAUAUACGAUGUUCAUUCUUUUUUACAAAUUGCUCUCUUGAAGUAUUUCCUGAUUUAUUUGCUUUGUGGGUUAUUUGGUUUUAGAAAUGGGUUGGGUAUUUUUGUUACGUUUGUUUUCUGUACUGGGGAUCAAACCAUCAAACCUGGAACACCCUAGGUGCCUAGAUUUCUAGGCUGUUUAUUUCUUUAUUUUGAGACAGGGUCUUGCUAAAGUUUCCAGGAUUGGCCUUACACUUGUGAUCCUUCUGCCUUAGCCUCCUGAAUAGCUAGGGUUAUAGAGAGGUGACACUGCUUGGUGGGCAUUUUGUGACUUUAGAAAAAUAUCCCAAAAACAUUUGAAUGAAAGGAGUAACACUUUAUUCAUUUUUGAAACAUUUACUUGUAAUUCUUUUCAUUCAUUAAUUCAUUCAUUCAUGGUGCUGAGUCAAUCUCAGGUAAGCACUCAUCGCUGAGCUACUACUCUUAUCAUUGAGCUACAUCUUCAGCUCUUUUUUGUGGGAUGGAGGACAGCAGUGGUGGGGACUGAACUCAGGACUUUACACAUGCUCUACUACUGUAUACACCCCCACCCUCACUUUUUUGUGAUCUGAUGAGUACAACACAAAUUUUACAUGAGAUGAUUAAUAAACAUAAUUACAGGGCUGGGGAAGUUAGCUAAGUGGUUCCGCUGCCUGCCUUGUAAGCACAAGGUCCCACGUUUGAUCCCCAGUACCAGAAAAAAAACCUAAAACAAAAUUACAGAAUGUUUAAGAAAUCAGACUUUGUCAAGAUUUGUUUUAGGUAUCACUAGUUUUUAGAAAUGAUAAGAUUAUCUUAGAGCAGGCAUUACAUAAUGAUGACUUUUUAGCCAAGUGUGGUGCCACACACCUGUAAUCCCAGCACUCCUGAGGCUGAGACUGGAGGAGGAUGUAAGUUCAAGGGCAGCCUGAAAUACAUAGCAAGACCCUGUCUCAAGAAAAAAAAAAGGACUUUUUAAACCAAACCUUUAUUUCAGUAGUUUUGAGGGUUUUGUAUUAGGUUAAAUCAGGUCACAAAUUAAUGUAUUUUACAAUUGUCAAUUUUUUCCUAAUCUUUAGUUAAUUCCUAUAAACGGGGAGAGAAUUUUAAGGAUAGUUGUAAAAUGCCAAUGCUGUGUGCUUUGCAAGAAAGAGUUGUUGGAGCAUAGGGCAGCCAAAUGGAAGGGAUUGCACUGUAAUGAUGAUGUCUAUCUUAUUUCCUGAUUGUUUGAUUUCUGAAGUGCUUAUUCAGUGGAGGCUAAUAUCUGAGGAUGCCCGUGGGAGACGGGGAAAUCUGAAGCUGCAACAGCAAUGAAGAACACCACCGAUUAGAAUUGUUGUGCCUGUGCCUAACCCUAACCUUUAUCACCUGCUAACACAGUGGGUUUCAAGCCACUAGGAUGUCUUUGAGCAGGUUUUACUUUACCAGAUUUUUUAAGGAAUCCCAAUUACCAACCUUCUGUUGAAUUAUAUACAAGUACAGGUAAAACAACCUUACAGCACUACUUGAAAGAAUGAGAAUUGCCGAAAAACUCCCAUUUUUAAAAUUCUAAGGUUUGAUGGUAUCAUCUAUUCUGAAGUGUAAUGUAUUAGGCAAGUAAAAGCCCACUAGAAGAAGGAAAUACUAGAAUAAAAGAAAUGUAUUUAACCAAGAAGGUCAUGGACUGAACACAAUGACAAGAGUGUCAUACUCUCCCCAUGCAAAUCACAAUUAUAUACUUAUAUCCCUUGAAAAACAAUAAUUUCAGCUAUUGCUGAGGCUAAAAAAAAAAGGCAGUAAAGUUUUAUUAAACUAUUUGGGCUUUGAAUUAUACUUUUGCAUUUGCUAUGUAUAUAGGUUUUAUAGUAUAUGGCUAUAGCACUUGGAAAUAAAUGUAUUGAUGGCAUGAUACUUGUAGUUUGUCAGAUAUUUCCAUGUUAAUAUUUGCAUUUGUUAAGUAACUACUGAUCUUUGUGAUGUAUGGGUGAGGUUUUAUAACAGUAAAAUCUUGACUAUAUAUCAAUAAUAAAUUUUUAAAAACUUA